Molecule: messenger RNA, 1568 nt
Organism: Penaeus chinensis
Lineage: Eukaryota; Metazoa; Arthropoda; Malacostraca; Decapoda; Penaeidae
Product: putative carbonic anhydrase-like protein 1
Exons: 11
Coding region: 340-1302 (320 amino acids)
Molecular function (GO): carbonate dehydratase activity; zinc ion binding
Source: RefSeq, a predicted model, not a curated record
GGAGAAGGACGUGGCUUCGCGCGUCUCCGGCCCCGAGCGAGAGGUUGCCGCUGUUUGUCGUCAGCGCAUAUCUUUGCUCGAUAAAAAAAGAAAACAAAACAAUAUUUGACUUUUAAUUUACUGUUGUUUGUCAUAUAAAAGAGGAAUACCGUGUUAGAUAUUUCUUCUCUUAGUCAUUUUUAAACGAAUCAUAAAAAACUGACGAUGGAUUAAAUUGGAAAGGUGAGAAGAAUUUACCUGGCUUCCUGGUAAGAGUAUAAACAAUACCGGUUUUUGAAGAUUUCAAAACCCGAAAUAUCUCUGCGUGACUGCAACAGGAAUCUCAAGAGACGCCUGGCCAUGAAGGGAUAUCUGGCCAGACUCACUAUCGUCGCUUCGCUUCACCUGGUCUCAGCGAAUUACCAGCAAGAACCCGAGGAGGUGGUGUUCGACUGGUCCUCCUGGUGGAGCUACGACGGGAUCUCCGGCCCUGGCUUCUGGGGCAUCAUCAACCGGCGCUGGAGGCUCUGCAGCGACGGCAGGAGGCAGUCGCCCGUCGACCUCGCCACCGCCGCCGUCGUCUACGAUCACACCUUGUCUCAGCUCGACCUCGCUUCUCAUAAGACGAGGGAAAACCCCUCUCAAACCCACGGGUUUUGGCUCCUGGACAGCCAACGCGGCAGAGGGGGGGAGGUAAGGGGCGGCCCACUGCACUACGCCCACACCCUCACCCACGCCGUACUCAGGUGGUCCAACGCCUCGCCGGCCACGCCCACGGUCGGCUCGGAGCACAGCAUCGAGGGCCAGUUCUUCCCGGCGGAGAUUCAGCUUUACUUCUACAACAGCGACUUGUAUCAGAAUUUUAGCCAAGCCCUUGACAAGCCCAAUGGCGUUCUGGGCGUUUCCGUUCUGCUGAAGGUCGGCUGGCGCCCUAACCCCGUGCUGAAGAUCUGGAUGGAUCACAUACACAUGGUUCCACACAGAGGGAAAUCCACCAAGAUCCACUUCGUCCCAGUGAGAGAACUCUUCACGUCAGACAUGUACCUGUCCUAUGACGGAUCGCUCACCGAGCCCCCCUGCGAGGAGACGGUCACCUGGGUCGUCCUCAACAAGCCAGGUUACAUAACGGCGGACCAGUUAUGGCAACUUCAGUCCUUACGUCGCGGGACGCACGGGCAAGCUCUUCCAAUAACGGGGAACUUCAGGCCAAUUCAGCCCUUGCACAAGAGGGCUAUAAGAACUAAUAUUCCUCCUUACACGCUGAAAUGUUCUGCGCUCAACAGGACCAAUCUUUAUCAAGCCGCUGACUACCUUGGCACGUGACGAAAACUGGGCGCGAAACACAUACCCCCGCCCGCAUUAAGCCGCCCACCGCCUCCCGCCCGCAGUGUCCUCGCUUUGCCCCCCGCCCCCGCCCCCGCCCCCCUCCGCCGCUCUAGUCUGCCGAGAAGCCGAGGUUGACGCGUAAGUUUCUUCGAGAGUCUGGAGGUUCGAGUCAUCGUCUGAAGAGAGAAAAAAUAUGUGUUUCUCUGUAUAUAUGUAUGUUUAUAUGUAUAUAUAUAAAUAUAUGUAUAUAUGUAUAUGUAUAC